AUGAUCUGGGAAUUAUAUGAGUGCCCUUCCAGACAGGCCAUUCUGCGUCUCGAGGAAGUGACGCUCUCUCCUGCUUCUGCUGAGAGGGACUUCCGGUUGUCUGUUGCUAGCGGCCGCUGGCGGCGAAGGCCAAGAUGGAGGCGUCGGCGUCGGGCCCAGGAGAGCGCUGGGCGCCGGUGGGAGCGGUGUCAAGCCCAGGCCGGGGAGGAGGAGCAGGAGGCCGGGGAAGAGGAAGAGGCCGAGCCGGGCUCCCCGCGGGCCUUGCGGGCGGAGCGGCGCCGCCUCCACUCGGCCCUCCUGGCGUUGGCCUCCCAUUUCGCCCAGGUCCAGUUCCGCCUCCGGCAGGUGGCUCGCGCGGGGCCGGCCCAGCAGCAGCGCUUACUCCGGGAGCUGGAGGAGUUCGCCUUCCGAGGCUGCCCGGGCUUCGGGGCCGCCGUGGAAGGAAUCGGGGGCGGCGGAAGCAAGAGCGAGCUCGAGAAGCAAGAACACCUAGAGGCACAGAAGGAGAAGCAGCGGGAACUCAUUCUGCAGCUCAAGGUCCAGUUGGAUGACUUGGAAACAUUUGCCUACCAGGAAGGCAGUUAUGAUGCACUACCUCAGUCUGUGGUCAUGGAGAGGCAGCGGGUGAUUAUUGAGGAGCUGAUCAAGAAGUUGGACAUGAACUUGAGUGAGGACAUUGCCUCGCUGUCACCAGAGGAGCUGCAUCAUCAGGUGGAUGCGGCUGUGGCCCAGAUUGUUAAUCCGGCCCGCGUGAAGGAACAGCUCGUAGAGCAGCUUAAAACCCAGAUCCGGGAUCUUGAAAUGUUUAUCAGUUUUAUCCAAGAAGAAGUCAGCAGUCCAGGCAAACAAGAGAAUGGUCAAUGUGAUUGUUCAUCUGGAAAAGCUGGAAGUAGCACCUGCAAUCCGAAUACCAAGCAACCUCACAGAAGUAACAGAGUGAAUCCUGAAGAUGCUCAGAGGAUGCGGGAGACAGGGCUACAUCUUAUGCGCCGAGUGCUCGCUGUGCUACAGAUCUUUGCUGUGAGCCAAUUUGGCUGUGCAGCUGGACAAAUCCCACAGCAUUUAUGGCAGAAGGACCGUUCUGACAGGGAUUAUGCACCUCUAGUGAACAAGUUAGGGAUGGCUGUAGCCCGCGUGAGGACACUAGCCCAAAAGUAUCAGUUGCAAGAGUCAGAACAUGUCAUCAGCUAUUCAAGUGCCCAGGAUGCCUCCUUGGGAGGACGGGAUGAGCUAACGCUGGCUGUGCGUAAGGAGCUGACCACUGCCUUACGGGAUCUUCUGGCCCAUGGUCUCUACACUCCAUCUCCUGGGAUGAGCUUGGUCCUGGCCCCCAUUGCCUGUUUGCUUCCUGUGCUGAGCUCCUCUCCUCAGGCCAUGCAUCCUUGGGAGCUCUUUGUGAAGUAUUACAACUCUAAGAAUGGCCGUGCCUUUGUGGAAUCACCAGCACGUAAACUCUCACAGUCUUUUGCCCUCCCAGUGAUGGGUGCGGCACCUGCCACCCCAAAGCAGAGCCUGCUCUCAGCAAUCCACACAGUCCUCUCUGAACAUGACCCCUUUAAGCGCAGCGCAGACUCAGAACUGAAGGCUCUGGUGUGCCUGGCGCUCAACGAGCAGCGCCUAGUCUCCUGGCUCAACCUCAUCUGCAAGUCUGGCGCUCUGAUCCAAGCGCACUACCAGCCCUGGAGCUACAUGGCCCAGACAGGCUUUGAGGGGGCCCUCAAUAUUCUCAGCCGCCUCAGUAGCCUGCGGUUCAGCCUUCCUGUGGACCUGGCUGUGCGGCAACUGAAGAACAUCAAAGAUGCCUUUUGAAUUAUGAGGGCGGUGUGAGCUUCACUAGAUCCCUUUUGAGUGGGAAAACACUUAUUUAUCAGCACAGGAGGCCUCUGCUUAUGGGUUCACGUGGGAGGCAGUGCUUCUUUUUUGGUGGUGGCCUCUUGUUGCUGAGCAACUACAUGAAACUGUUAGGGACAGGCAGGGUCUGUCUUGAGACAGUUAUUUUUGUGCUGUGGAAA
This is a messenger RNA of Anolis sagrei ordinatus, 2012 nucleotides long. RefSeq names its product RUN domain containing 1 (gene RUNDC1). NCBI's taxonomy places the organism in Eukaryota, Metazoa, Chordata, Lepidosauria, Squamata, Anolidae. The record is from RefSeq and is a predicted model, not a curated record.